Molecule: messenger RNA, 378 nt
Organism: Cryptomeria japonica (Japanese cedar)
Lineage: Eukaryota; Viridiplantae; Streptophyta; Pinopsida; Cupressales; Cupressaceae
Product: secreted RxLR effector protein 161-like
Exons: 2
Coding region: 1-378 (125 amino acids)
Source: RefSeq, a predicted model, not a curated record
AUGUAUGGUAGUAAUCAUGCACCAAUGCCAACAACCGUAGGUAUUAAGUUGACCAAGGAAGAUUGCAACAACAACGUUGAUCCGAAUAGGUAUAAGAGUUUGGUUGGAAGCUUGAUGUAUUUGACAGCAACUAGGCAUGAUAUAAUGCAUGUAGUGAGUUUCAUUUCUAGAUUUAUGGAGAAUCCCAAGGACAUUGAUUGGCAAGAAGAUAGUGAUUGGGAAGGAAGUAUAGAUGAUAGGAAGAGCACGUUUGGGUAUGUGUUUCAUUUGGGUUUGAGUGCAAUCCCAUGGGCUUCUAAGAAGCAACCCAUUAUUGCCCUAUCAACAACUGAGGUUGAGUAUAUAGCCGCGAAUGUAGCAGCAUGUCAAGCUAUUUGA